CAAGAACUGAGAGCUGCAGACAAUCAAAAUGCUCAUGAUCUUGGUCGUGCUGAUGAAAUCCAAAUCUGUACUUUCAUGUCCUCCAACUCGGUCAAUUCCUUGAGAAGCUUCGAUAUCCCCAACAAUGUCUCCUCUUCGUGGCUGUGGCCAUGGUUGUGCCAACUGCCAUGGAUCUCUCUCCUUCUAACCAGACACCACUUCUACCCUUUCUCCUUUCAAACUUACCUUUCAUCAUCUCUGAUAGUCUGAGCUCCGUUACCCUGAUUCCUUUGCCGGCUUGGGGCAAACCUCCUCCAUUCUCUGAGAGCGAAGCCCUCCUCAGGCAGCAUAUCCAAUGGAGCCAGCAAAACUGGAUCGUCGGACCCGCCAAACCCUCCAUCAAAGCCCUGGCCGUUCGACUCGGCGUAGAUCAAUGGAGGAGAGAAGGCCUCCGAUGCCGGCUGAGUGGCGAAAGCGUCGUCUACAGCGGAGCUGUGGAAGAUUGGGGAAUCGGUGGCGGAGUCCUUGAGCGACUCGGAGUCGACAAAGGAGUCGAAUCGCAGGGAGGAGAGUCAGGGGUUGUAGCCCAGGUAACCGUUGUGCAGGUGUGUUGAGGGUUCUUGAGUUAAUUGAACCAUUAAACGUGCAACUGCUUUACAAACCUGCGAGUCAGUAACUGGUAAAACAUGAGCUUGUACCGGCGAAAGCCAUAAUGGAAAAUCCCCGGCAUAAUGCUCUAUAAGGACCCCAAAAAAUCGCUUCAAUGACCCAAGAACAGCUCUAUGAAUCAUGAUAGGCCGCUUCUUUUCAGAGUUUGAGUCAGCAUAUGUUAAGUCAAAACGCUGUGGUAGGUUAAAAUCAAC
Molecule: messenger RNA, 842 nt
Organism: Pyrus x bretschneideri (Chinese white pear)
Lineage: Eukaryota; Viridiplantae; Streptophyta; Magnoliopsida; Rosales; Rosaceae
Exons: 3
Coding region: 150-593 (147 amino acids)
Source: RefSeq, a predicted model, not a curated record